AUGUUUGAUUUAUUGACAGAAAAUUUCAUGCAACAUGUUACGCUUAUCAAAGUUGUUCUUUUUGAAAACACAAAACUCGACGCCCAAAAAACUGGCGAAUUAAAAAAGGAGAUAAAAUCAAUUUUAAAAAUUUAUUUCCUUUACUUGAAUGCAAAUCAGACAAUGAACAAGGAAAGUUCAUUCAACAGUUUUUCUUAA
Clunio marinus is the source of this 198-nucleotide messenger RNA. NCBI's taxonomy places the organism in Eukaryota, Metazoa, Arthropoda, Insecta, Diptera, Chironomidae. The record is from the annotation of a GenBank genome assembly.